This is a messenger RNA of Loa loa (African eye worm), 294 nucleotides long. RefSeq lists its product as hypothetical. Lineage: Eukaryota; Metazoa; Nematoda; Chromadorea; Rhabditida; Onchocercidae. The record is from RefSeq and is a predicted model, not a curated record. The transcript has 3 exons. The coding region runs from base 1 to 294 and encodes 97 amino acids.
AUGAUAUUUCAAACAGAAAUCUAUUGUUUGAUUAAUCAUUUAUUAUGUUUUGUUAAGAUUCAGGAGCAACCUAUAGAAAUACCAAUAAUGCAACAGCUAAAUCAAAAACGAUCAUUGAAUAAAGCACGAAACAAAUUGAUUAAAUCAAGCAGAUUUUGGGGAAAACGCAAGGAUGAUAUGUUUGACGAGGGUAAACAAACUUUAAUGUCUCGUGGCAUCAAUUUCGAUGAACAAAAUAGACGACCAGACCGUCAGAAGUUUGGGCUUGCAAUGUCAAGUCGUUUUUGGGGCUAA